UGCCUCAACGCCAACGGUGGCUACAUUCCGCCCUAUUUUAUAUUCAAAAGAAAGAGGGAAAAUCCUCUUUUAAUAAAAAAUGGCCCGGUCGGCUGUAAGAUGGCGGUCACUGACAAGGGAUAUGUUGUCACUCCUACAUUUAUUAAGUGGUUAAAACACUUUGCAGAACAUGCCAAACCCACUCCGGAAGCUCCUGUUCUUCUUAUUCUGGACAAUCAUGCCUCGCAUGUUUCAAUCGAAUCAAUAUCUCAGGCUGAAGCAUUGAAUGUGGUUAUGCUCAGCUUGCCACCCCAUACGAGCCACAAAACUCAGCCACUCGACCGGGUGUUUUUUAAACCCCUCAAAACCUACUACAACGAGGUCACGGAUUCGUGGCAAUCGUCCCACCCCCCUCAGGUAAUAACAGUUUAUCAUGUCGCUGAGCUCUUUAAACGGGCUUAUGAAAGAACAGCUACCAUUGAAAAAGCAACUGCCUCCUUCCGCGCAGCGGGAAUCUUUCCCCUGGAACCCGGGGUUUUCUCGGAUGCUGAUUUUCUUCCGAGCCGAGGUGACGGAUCAAAGUCCGGAAGAAGAUGAUAUCGUUAAAGAACCAAUGCUAGAUUUUGGCGACGAUAACUGUGAUGCCGUUCUCGACUUCCCUGUUCCUGGACCUUCAAGACUGCCUGAUCCUGUUUUAUCUACUGAUUCUCCUGGACUUGUCUCCACGUCAUCUCUUGUGUCAGUUGUGUCUCCAGCAGACAUACUACCGCUUCCCAAAGCAACACGACGUAAGCGGAGCGGAAGAAGUUUAAAGUCGACACUUCUAACAUCUUCUCCGCGCAAGAAAGCCCUUCGGGACAAAAAAUUACAAGCUGAAAGGUUGGUCAAAGAAAGAGAAGAUCGUAAAAUUAAAAAUGCAAUGAAACGGAAAGACAAGCUCAAGAUGGCAGCAAAGCUGAAGAAGAAGCCACCACGUAGACUUCAGUUUGAUUCAGAUGACUCAUCUCAGUCUCAGUCUAUUUCAUCUGGAACUUCGGUCUACAACGAGUCAGAAUCUGACAGUGAUCAGAAGAUGGAAGAAUCGUCUGAGCGGAUGGUGCCUCCAAAGAGGUGCAUAGGCGAAUUUUGUAGCGUUCGAUAUGAAGAAAAACUGUUGCCACUGUAUCAUCAAUGGUGAAAGCUGGAAAAUUAUGGAAAUGGCCCGACCGGCCUGACAUUCUCGAUUAUGAAUGGGGAUCAGUCGUUUCGAGUAUAAAGGAGCCAAAAAAAACCAGCACAACCCGAAAUGUUUAUUCAGUCAGUGAACUGGAAUGGUUUUACUCAUAACAGUGAAUAAAUAAACUGAUUAAAGUUAA
Papilio machaon (common yellow swallowtail) is the source of this 1334-nucleotide messenger RNA. RefSeq lists its product as uncharacterized. The record is from RefSeq and is a predicted model, not a curated record. The transcript is spliced from 2 exons. Lineage: Eukaryota; Metazoa; Arthropoda; Insecta; Lepidoptera; Papilionidae. The coding region runs from base 413 to 1156 and encodes 247 amino acids.